CCGGCGGCGGCUGCAGCUGGGUCACCUGCGACAGGUGCUCGGGGAGGCCCGGGAGUACGCGCGCGCCGGGACCAGGCGGGACACUGCGGGCGGGGAAGAUGCUGCGCGAGCGGACCGUGCGGCUGCAGUACGGGAGCCGCGUGGAGGCGGUGUGCGUGCUGGGCACGCAGCUCUGGACCGAUGUCUACAGCGCGGCCCCAGCUGGGGCCCAAACUUUCAGCCUGAAGCACUCGGAGGACGUGCGGGUAGAGGUCGUCCGCGACGGGGAGGCUGAGGAGGUGGCCACCAACGGCAAGCAGCGCUGGGCCCUCUCGCCCAGCACCACGCUGCGGCUCACCAUGAGCAAGGCCAGCACCGAGGCCAGCGCCGACAAGGUCACCGUCAACUACUAUGACGAGGAGGGGAUCGCCCCCAUCGACCAGGCUGGGCUCUUCCUCACGGCCAUCGAGAUCUCCCUGGAUGUGGACGCCGACCGGGACGGCGAGGUGGAGAAGAACAACCCAAAGAAGGCGUCCUGGACCUGGGGUCCUGAAGGCCAGGGGGCCAUCCUGCUGGUGAACUGUGACCGAGACACGCCCUGGCUGCCCAAGGAGGACUUCAGUGACAACAAGGUCUACAGCAAGGAAGACCUCAAGGACAUGUCCCCGAUGGUCCUGAGGACCAAGGGCCCCGACCGCCUGCCGGCUGGAUACGAGAUGGUCCUCUACAUCGCCAUGGGGGACUCGGAUAAAGUGGGCGUGUUCUACGUGGAGAAUCCGUUCUUCGGCCAGCGCUACAUCCACAUCCUGGGCCGGCAGAAGCUCUACCACGUGGUCAAGUACACGGGCGGCUCCGCGGAGCUGCUGUUCUUCGUGGAAGGCCUCCGCUUCCCCGACGAGAGCUUCUCGGGCCUGGUCUCCAUCCACGUCAGCCUGCUGGAGUACAUGGCUGAGGGGAUCCCCCUGACCCCCAUCUUCACGGACACCGUGACAUUCCGGAUUGCACCGUGGAUCAUGACCCCCAACAUCCUGCCUCCCGUGUCGGUGUUUGUUUGCUGCAUGAAAGACAACUACCUGUUCCUGAAGGAGGUGAAGAACCUGGUGGAGAAAACCAACUGUGAACUGAAGGUCUGCUUCCAGUACAUGAACCGCGGCGACCGCUGGAUCCAGGACGAAAUUGAGUUUGGCUACAUCGAGGCCCCCCACAAAGGCUUCCCCGUGGUGCUGGACUCCCCCCGCGAUGGGAACCUCAAGGACUUCCCCAUAAAGCAGCUCCUGGGCCCAGAUUUCGGCUACGUGACCCGGGAGCCCCUCUUUGAGUCUGUCACCAGCCUGGAUUCCUUUGGGAACCUGGAGGUCAGCCCCCCGGUGACUGUGAACGGCAAGGCCUACCCCCUUGGGCGCAUCCUCAUCGGCAGCAGUUUUCCUCUGUCCGGCGGGCGGCGGAUGACCAAGGUGGUGCGCGACUUCCUGCAGGCCCAGCAGGUGCAGGCGCCGGUGGAGCUCUACUCGGACUGGCUGACCGUGGGCCACGUGGAUGAGUUCAUGACCUUCAUCCCCAUCCCAGGCACCAAGGAGUUCCGGUUGCUCAUGGCCAGCACCUCAGCCUGCUACAAGCUCUUCCGGGAGAAGCAGAAGGAGGGCCACGGGGAGGCCAUCAUGUUCAAAGGCUUGGGCGGCAUGAGCAGCAAGCGGAUCACCAUCAACAAGAUCCUGUCCAACGAGAAACUGGUGCAGGAGAACCUGUACUUCCAGCGCUGCCUGGACUGGAACCGUGACAUCCUCAAGAAGGAGCUGGGGCUGACGGAGCAGGACAUCAUUGACCUGCCCGCUCUGUUCAAGAUGGAUGAGGACCGCCAGGCCAGAGCAUUCUUCCCAAAUAUGGUGAACAUGAUCGUGCUGGACAAGGACCUAGGCAUCCCCAAGCCGUUCGGGCCCCAGGUGGAGGAGGAGUGCUGUCUGGAGACACACGUGCGCGCCCUGCUGGAGCCCCUGGGGGUCACCUGCACCUUCAUCGACGACAUUUCCGCCUACCACAAGUUCCUGGGGGAGGUCCACUGUGGCACCAACGUCCACAGGAAGCCCUUCGCCUUCAAGUGGUGGCACAUGGUGCCCUGACCUGAGGGAGCCCCGGAGCGUCCCUGCUUCCCUAAGUCCUCCAGGCCUCUCACACCCCAGGGGCCCUCCCCCUGCCUGACCAGACGGGGUGGCACCACUGGGAGACCUACAGGGAGCAGGGUGGGAUUUGGGGUACCUGUGCCUUGUCCUCCCCGGGAAGGGCCUCGGUGUCCACUGAAGCCACCCCAGGGAACUCACCCCUGACCCUCCUGAAACUAGCCGGGCAUUUGGCCACUCUCUGUAGAGCCCUGGUGCAGGAAACAAAGCAAACCAACAACAAAAAAAAUCACAUCCCCAGACCAUGCCCAAGAAUUCUCUAUUUGCAAUUGGAAUGAGGGAAAAGGGAAGGGGAUUCUGGGAUCACAGGGUCUUCAGCAGCCAUGCCCUGAAGUUCAAGGUGGAACACAUGGAAAUGCACCCUGGGCCCUGAUGCACCUUAAACUGCACCGUUAUUUCAAAUUCGCCUUCCUGGGGUCUCCAGGUGCCACCUCCAAUCCAUUCCUUACUGCCUCUCAGCCCUUCUUAGCUUUCUCUCUGCAAUGCAGACACCCAGCCCUCCUGCUCCCCGAGGGCCCAGGGAUUCAGCUCAGAACUUUCCCUGGAAACAGAUGCAUCAGAGCGGUUUCUCCAUGUGCUUCUCCCCAGGGGCUUGAGGCUCCCUCCCCUGAGACCAGCACCUCCUGAGCCUGAGUUCAGCAUGUAAAGAUGCCCCAUCAACCCCAGCCACUUUCUCUUGCCUGGUCCUCGAGUCUAUGGCCAGGCUCUGACCCCUCUCCUGCCACCACCUCAGGUCCCAUCCUUCCUACUGCUGGCAGCUAAAUGCCAGCUUCUUUGCCUCCAGCCACAUUCAGACCUUCCCCAGGGCAUGGGAAACAAACCACCCCUCCUCCUAGACCUCAGACCCAACAUGGAAGGACCCUGGCCUCACCUCCAGCCCAAACAGCUGCUGGCCUUCGAGGUGGACCGACCCUCCUGUUGAAGUUCACCAGUGUGUUUGCCAAAGAUUCUUUCAUUUGGACACAUCCAGAUAAAUUCCCUGAGUCCAAUGAAAAGAGUUAACUUCAGCUUAAAAAAAAAAAUUCCUUUAGGACCAGGAGCAUAAGUAAAUUAUAAUUUCACUUUGAAGGUUAAAAAAAAAGAACUAUUUUAUAACCAAUGAAGAGGUUAUAAAUCUGUGUUCUUGGGGGAACAGGAUUUUCACUUUGGAUCAUUUCAUUCGGGCACUCAGUAAGCACUUGUUGCAUGGCUGCUGAGCUCGGGCACCGAGCCAGCCUCUGAGAAUAGCAAACCGGGCACGGAACCAGUCAGUCCCCAAGGCUAAGAAACUACCUUUGAAUGCUCAGCCUUGAGCUGGGGAUGUAACUCAGCAGUAAAGCAUUUGCCUAGCAUGUGCAAGACUGUGGGUUCCAUCCCCAGCAUUGCAAAAAGUUAAAGUUUAAAAAAUUAAAAAUAAGCCAGGCGUUCAGGUGCACACCUGUAAUCCCAGCAGCUCGGGAGGCUGAGGCAGGAGAAGCGCAAGUUCAAAGCCAGCCCCAGCAAUGGCGAGGCGCUAAGCAAUUCAGUGAGACCCUGUCUCUAAAUAAAAUACAAAAUAGGGCUGGGGAUGUGGCUCAGUUUGGUCGAGUGCCCCUGAGUUCAAUCCCCAGUACCUAAAAAAAUUAAAAAUAAAUUUAAAAAGUAAUAAACAGGCAGCCUUUACCCUUCGAUGUUGUACUUUUUAGAAAUUCCACUUUAUUGCGGCUGGGGAUAUAGCUCAGUUGGUAGAGUGUUUGCUUCGCAUGCACAAGGCCCUGCGUUCAAUCCCCAGCACCACCACUAAAAAAAAAAAAAAAGAAAUGCCUCUUUAUUCAGGAAAUACUCAGGGCACAAAUCUUCCCAAAAGUCACUGACCCCAUGAAAUUGGGAUGGGGGCGUCUUCUUUAAGCAAGCCCCUUUCCCAUCCAGCGGGGCCAGUACCACCUCUCAGAUCAGAGACUCAGAAAUGGUUGUCCCCCCCCCCCCUGGGGACAGUGGCUCCUGUUGGAUCUUCUCUCCAACCCCAGACGUGAAAACACAAGUGCCUCUCUGAGGGUGUGCAUCUAGAGACUGUCCUGUGUGUGCGUUUGGUUCAUGUGGGUUUGUGGGUUUUCUUUUAUUUUUAUCUAGUCUACAUGAAGGGGAAGUGAGCACCCCCACGUGCAGGCGGUGUGUCUUGUAGCUUUUCCUAAAGGUCUCCCCAUCCUAAAUCAGUGAUCUCUGAAGUGUCUGGAAGCCCCAGGGCUCAGACACUGUCCUGCCCACCCAGUGUGCCUCCCCUCAGUGUGGAUGUACCCCGUGGACUCGGCGCUCUUCCCCGCCCCCCUUUCUAUAAAUGUCAACCCAGAACUUCUGUGUUGCAAAACCCAGCCAAGUUCCUGUUUUGGUCUUGAUUUUGAAAUAUUCAGUGUGAGAUGGCAGGGGGUGUCGUGAAGAUGGCCGGAGCUGGGCACAAGUUCAACUUUCUGGAAAAGAGGUCGUGGUGGAGAUGGAAAGGUGUUUGCCGAAGAGCCUGACAAAAGAGCAGUAAAUAAAGAGUCCGAGGGGAAAUCA
Molecule: messenger RNA, 4664 nt
Organism: Marmota monax (woodchuck)
Lineage: Eukaryota; Metazoa; Chordata; Mammalia; Rodentia; Sciuridae
Gene: Padi2
Product: peptidyl arginine deiminase 2
Exons: 16
Coding region: 99-2096 (665 amino acids)
Cellular component (GO): cytoplasm
Molecular function (GO): protein-arginine deiminase activity; calcium ion binding
Source: RefSeq, a predicted model, not a curated record